Messenger RNA from Prosopis cineraria, 2059 nucleotides. RefSeq lists its product as uncharacterized. Gene Ontology annotation, biological process: regulatory ncRNA-mediated gene silencing. Lineage: Eukaryota; Viridiplantae; Streptophyta; Magnoliopsida; Fabales; Fabaceae. The record is from RefSeq and is a predicted model, not a curated record.
AAAUAUGACCGGAGAAAGUUUAUGGUACUUUGUUGUAGUUGGUCCGGAGUCGCCACACAAUUCUCGGACUGUGUUUGUCUCCCUUCCCAGAGGAUGGCCGGAGGGAACCCUCAGAACAAGUCAUCGCUCCCGAAGCCGCCGCCGCCGCAGCCGUCAUCAGCCUCAUCUUCCCACCGCAAAUCCCGUUGGGAAUCCACCAGCAACGCCAGCAAGAAAUCUCCGGCGUCCGAUCCUAGAUCCGGCGAAUCCAAGAAUCCCAAACCCUCCACCGCUGCUCCAUCCCCCAAAACCAAACCCACUCCAAGUCCCGCUCAUGCUAAACACCACCCUAGCGAAAAUUUAACCCAUCAAUCAGCGGGGUCCGCCGCCCGAGCUCCCUCUCCCGGGGCUCCGUUUCCCUUUCCGGAUCUUGCUAGCUUGGGGCCACCACCUACGCCGGCGUAUGGCUUCCACAUGCUCGAGCGCCGUACGAUUGUUCUAGCAGACGGUAGCGUCAGAUCCUACUUUGCUCUCCCUCCUGAUUAUCCUCUUGAUCCACCAGGGAGAUUGUUCCCACCCCCAUUAGGUCCCGGUUUCGAUCCGGGUCGAUUCGGAACCCGAUUCCUCCCGGACCACAUCACCUUGAUGAUCAAGAUGGAGGGCGUGGUGGGAGGCACCAAGAUUACUGGGAUUCGAUUGGUCUUGAUGCGUGGUGGUGGACCUGUUGAAGGUUCGGCGAAGAGGAAGUUUGUUGGUGAUGAGGUGGAAAGAGAUGACCUUGCUCGGCAAAGAAAGCAACUUUUGCACGAUGCUAAUGUUAAUCCAAAUGGGUUUCCACCAAGGGGCGAGUUUUCUAGGGGGAUAAGCGGGCCGUUCAAGCAUGAUUUGAUGGAUCCUGGACGAGAGUCUGAAUUGAGAGCUUCCAAAUAUAUGAGGGUCGGUGGGGCUUAUGAAAAUGUAGGUUUUAGGCAAUCUGGUGGCAUUGGUGAUAACGUGGCCCUUAAACAUUUGGAGGUUGAUCAGGAUGCACUUAAGAAAGCGUUUCUUCAAUUUGUUAAGUUAGUUAAUGAAAAUGUUACGCAGAAGAGGAAUUACUUAGAGGACGGAAAGCAUGGGCGGAUACAGUGCGUUGCUUGCGGCAGGUCUUCUAAAGACUUUCCAGAUAUGCAUGCUCUCAUUAUGCACACCUACAACUCAGAUAAUGCUGAUUUGCGUGUUGAUCAUUUGGGCUUACACAAAGCCUUGUGUGUUUUAAUGGGUUGGAACUACUCAAAGCCUCCUGAUAACUCAAAGGCAUAUCAGUUCCUUCCUGCUGAUGAAGCAGCAGCAAAUCGGGAUGAUCUGAUCUUGUGGCCUCCUAUGGUGAUCAUCCAUAACACAAUUACUGGAAAGGGAAGAGAUGGUCGCAUGGAGGGCUUGGGGAACAAAACAAUGGAUAAUAAAGUUAGAGAACUUGGAAUUGGGGGUGGCAAAUCAAAGUCAUUAUAUGGAAGAGAAGGUCAUCUGGGUAUAUCACUGAUUAAAUUUGCCGGGGACCAAUCCGGUGUUUGUGAAGCCAUUCGGCUUGCCGAGCACUUUGAGAAGGAGAAUCAUGGACGCAAGGUGUGGGCCCGUGUGCAGCCCCCGGCAUUAUUAGGUAAGGACGAUGAGAACAAUCCGAAUUUAGUAAAAUAUGAUGAGAAGAAAGGAGAGAAGAGGAGGAUCUUGUAUGGCUAUCUGGGGACUGCUUUUGAUCUUGAAAAGAUUGAUUUUGACACUAGGAAGAGGGUGGUGAUAGAGAGCUUGAGGGACAAAGCUCAACCAUCCAGGUAGUUUCUGGAUGAAAUCUUAUCCUCAAUUGAUGAUUAUAGCUUUAGCUUCAAUGUAAUUUUCAAGUCACUUUCUGUGGUAUGUUAGGAUGCGGCCAAUGCCGUUAAGUGGAAUUUUGGUUUCUUCAGGGUGGUUGUGUUGGGAGGUGAGUCUGAUUGCCUCCUUUAAUCUGAUGCUCUGAUGCGCACUCUUUUUGUGCGUUUUGGAGUAACAGUUGUGUGGCAGCUUAGGUACAUUGGCUGAAAGGAAUCUUCAGAAGUUAACGGAACCA